This is a messenger RNA of Fimicolochytrium jonesii, 2118 nucleotides long. RefSeq lists its product as uncharacterized. Lineage: Eukaryota; Fungi; Chytridiomycota; Chytridiomycetes; Spizellomycetales; Powellomycetaceae. Gene Ontology annotation, biological process: calcium ion transmembrane transport; intracellular calcium ion homeostasis. The record is from RefSeq and is a predicted model, not a curated record. Gene Ontology annotation, molecular function: calcium:proton antiporter activity. Gene Ontology annotation, cellular component: membrane; endomembrane system. The transcript has 7 exons. The annotation marks the transcript as partial.
GCUAUCAACAUCAAGCACCCUUUCGGUCUUCGAAUUUGGAAACCAGCACUGUACCGCAAAUUUAGGAGUAUCGACACGAAAACCUACAAAGCCCUGCAUGCCGUACCGGGGGAGAAGCCUGCUAGGCCGUUAUACCUCAAUCCCGGGAAUGUUCUAUGGUGUCUCCUCUUUGGAUGGUGGAUUUCACUGGUGUAUGUUCUGGUGGCACUCCUCGUGCUGGCACCAGUCUCGCUUGUGGGCAAGGUCCUGUUGAACAUAUCUGGAUAUAUGUUUUGGCCGUUUGGAAAGUUCAUUGCCAAGAGGCGCAUGUAUCAUAUGAUCUUUGAGCAGGAGGAUGCGCUCGACGGUAGCCACGCCGAUGAGCAAACGAUCCCUUACGACUCGCAGGAAAGGGCCGUCAACGGGUCAGCACCCAAGUUCUCUCCCCAUCACGGAGAUGAAGAUGCUGGAAACCUCUCGGACGAAUCGGAGGAUUCGUGGCGCGAAUAUCAGUCCUCGAGCAGGCGGUACAGCAUCACAGUUUCCCGGGCCAUUCAUUGGCAGGAGUGGGUCCCACGAUGGAUUCGCAAAUUGUACAGCGCAGGCCUCUCCGGUUGUCUAUUCCGUCUCUGCGUGAUCGUAUUGAUUGGCCCACUUCACCUGGUGAUCACAUGCGCAUGCACGUUCUUCGUCUUCUCUUUACCGAUGGCAAAGCUGAACUACGUCUUGCUCAAACACCUUCUUCGACACCCAUUGCAAAUCUCGGCACAUACGCCUCUGGCACCAGAGUUCCAAGUUAUUCUUUGCACGUACAACGCGCUAGGAUGGGAGUACUACAAGUACACCAUCGAUGGGAUCAACAUCAUCUUCAUUAACUUGAUUGCCGUGGUCGCCUUCGCCCUGCUCGAUUUUUACUUCAUCGGACCAACUUUCGGGUUCCACGGUAUCGCCUCCAUGAACGUCAUCUUCUCGGCCAGUCUGAUAUCCUCGAUCCCGCUGGCGUAUUUCAUCGGAAUGGCUGUCGCUUCCAUCACUUCCGAAACCGGUUCUCUUGCUAUUGGUGCUGUCAUCAAUGCCACUUUCGGUAGUAUUAUCGAAAUCAUCCUUUACAUGCUCGCCUUGAGUGAAGGAAAGACACGUGUGGUUGAGGGAGCGGUCGUUGGGAGUCUUCUCGCUGGACUGCUCGCAUUGCCCGGUGUGUCCAUGUUCUUCGGCGGGAUCAAAAGGAAGGAACAGCGCUUCAACGCCAAAGCAGCUGGGGUCACGGCCACCAUGCUUAUCAUGGCGGUAGUUGGAUGUUUCACGCCGACGCUGUUCCAGGAAAUCUACGGUACUCAAGAGCUCACGUGCUUGACAUGCCCUAAACUUGGGGCACUAGAAACCGCUGAUGCUCCCACAACGCUGCUACACAGGUGCAUUGGGUGCAGAAUGCGGUCUACCCCACCUUUCCGUGACUCCAUUUACGUUGGAAGCACCAGGUAUCUGGUGUACUUCUGCAGUGGUCUGCUUAUCCUUAUGUACGCUGUCGGACUCCUGUUCACGCUCCGGACCCACUCCCGUGGCGAUGAUUGGGAUAGUGCGUCGGCUCAUUCUUCGGAUGAGGAUGACGAUUCCGUGGCGGACGGAGGGCAUGAUCACCCGAACUGGGGCUUGACCAAGAGCGCGAUCGUUCUGCUGGGAUGUACGGUGCUGUACUCCCUCGUUGCCGAAGUUCUGAUAUCCAGUGUGGACAGUGUCGUCGAGAAGAUGGGGAUUGGAGAGAAGGUUCUGGGAGUUACGUUGUUCAGUUGGGUUCCUCUUGUGACUGAGUUCUACAACGCUAUUGCCUUUGCCAUGAACAACAACAUCGCCCUUUCUCUCGAGAUCGGAUCCGCGUACGUCAUGCAAGCCGCGAUGCUCCAAAUCCCCAUGCAAUCCGCCUCCCAACAACACGAUUGGACCCGCGCGGGACCUCAUCACCACGCCGAAGGGUUCACGAUGAUUUUCCCGCGGUGGGACCUCUACGCCGUCAUAUUCGGCACCUUUAUCCUCACCUACAUCUACAUUGAGGGUAAGGCCAACUACUUCAAGGGGUCUAUGCUUCUUGGGGCGUAUGCCGUGUUGUGUGCCGUCUACUUCUUCGAACCGAACUGGGAUUGA